UCAGAUUUGUGACAGUUGUUCCGUCACAACACUGUAGCGUUAGCAGUGUGACAAAACACAGCUGAGAAAGAAACGAAGAAGAAGAAGAAGACGACGACCAAGCUCCAUAACGAUCGUCACCUUCUCUCUCUGCCAUCUUCCUUCUCUCACUAGUCUCUGUCUACAACCUCUAUAUACUCUUUUGCUUCUAUCCGAUUGUAUCCAGAUUCACGACAAUGCCGCCGCCGCCGCACCACCGCCUCCUCACGCCGCUGCUCGCCGCCGCCUCCGCGCUGGCGCUUAUCUUCGCAUCCGUCGUUCUCUACCGGAAGAUCACCCGCAAGAGGACCGUUCCGGCAGAUCUGAUGAAGCCUCCGUUUCCGCCGCAGCGCUUCUCCUACUCGCUCCUCCGCGCCUCCACCGACUCGUUCGCCGCUGCCAACCGCCUCGGCCAGGGCGGCUUCGGCUCCGUCUUCAAAGGCAUCCUCCCCUCCGGCCAGGAAAUCGCGGUCAAGCUCAUGAGCGAGGCCUCCAUCCAGGGCGACCGCGAGUUCCAGAACGAGCUCUCCCUCGCCUCGCGCAUCGACGCCGCCUGCUGCCCUAACGUCGUCUGCGCGCUCGGAUUCUCCACCUCCGACGCCGCCGCAUCCUGCGGUUUUCUUCAAUUCGUCCGCCGGAAAAAGAGGAGAGAGAAGAAGCUAGUCCUCGUGUACGAGUACAUGCAGAACGGAAGCUUGCAGGAUGCGCUGCUGGAUCGGAAAUGCGCGGAGCUCAUGAAUUGGGGGAAACGGUUUUCGAUUAUACUUUCAAUCGCAAAAGGCCUCGAUUAUCUGCAUUUCUCCUGCGAUCCGCCUAUCAUUCACGGCGAUAUCAAGCCUUCCAACAUACUGCUCGACUCCAAUUUCGACGCGAAGAUCGCCGAUUUCGGAUUGGCGCAGGUGCUGAGCAAAUCGGAGGAGAUGUUCGUCGAGGAGGAUGAGGACGAGGAGAAGAAGAUUCAUAAGAAAGGCGAUGAUUACUGCUCGAUAAUCGAGGAAAACGAGAGUUUCGUGACGGAGGAUGCCGUGGUUGUGAAUGUGGAGCAAUCGCCGGAUUCCUAUUGUGUGAGGAUAAUUGAUGCUGCGGCGUCCCCAUCUGAGCUUGUGGAGAAGGAGGGCAGUGUUUCGGAAGGGAUUUUAGAUCGGAUUAGUGUUGAGAGUGGAAACAGAAAAGGAGCAAUUGGAGCAGGCAAGAGUGACGCCGCCGGAGAUUGGUGGUGGAAGCAGGAAAAUGUGGGCGGUUUAUCGGAUUCCGGCAGGGUAAAGGACUACGUAAUGGAGUGGAUUGGGAGCGAGAUCAGUAAGGAGAGGCCAAAGAAGGAGUGGAUCAGGUCGAAAAGCUCGAUAAACGAAGAAUCGAAAGCAGAGACAAAGAAGCCGGGGAAGAAGCUCGAAUGGUGGGCUUCAUUAGAUAGGGAUGCAAUGAGGAAGGAGAGAAAGAAUAGGAAGCCACGGGAAUGGUGGAAGGAGGAGUUUUGCGACGAGCUAUCCAAGAAGAAAAAGAAGAAGAAAAGGGGGCUAAAAUCGGAUAACAAUGAGGGCGAAAUGUGGUGGCAGAGGGAUGAUGAUGGAGUGCCGGAGAAGAAGAGGCGGCGGAGUCGUGGCAGCCGUACCAGCAUUGACCGGUGGCUCGACGGUUUCAGCGGAGAGUUUCGUGCAGGGAGGAGGAACAGUCAAGAUUGGACUAAUGGUGACAUCCCAAAGAGUGGUGGGAUUAGUAGCACACCUAGUAUGAGGGGUACUGUGUGCUACAUUGCUCCCGAGUAUGGGGGCGGAGCGCAGGUCUCGGAUAAGUGCGACGUCUAUAGCUUCGGGGUGCUGGUGUUGGUGGUGGUGUCGGGGAGGAGGCCCUUGCAGGUCACGGCCUCGCCCAUGUCGGAGUUUGAGAGGGCUAAUCUGAUAUCAUGGGCGAGGCAGUUAGCCUUGAACGGGAAGCUCUUGGAUCUCGUGGAUUCGAGUAUACAGUCGUUGGACAGAGAAGAGGCGACGUUGUGCAUCACCAUUGCCCUUCUCUGCUUGCAACGGGCGCCUAAUAAGCGUCCGUCUAUGAAGGAGAUCGUGGAGAUGCUCUCUGGCAAGUCGGAGCCACCCCACUUGCCAUUCGAGUUCUCUCCAUCGCCACCUUCAAGUUUCCCUUUCAGGUCGAGGAAAAAGGGCCGGUGAAAUUGAGGUCGUUUAAGGCUAAUUAAUGCAUUAGAUCUCAUUUCUCAGCAGAGAAAUGUUUCAAGCUUUUUGAUAUUUACACUUUUACUUGUUCCUGUGCAGUUUCUUCUUACUUGAUUAAUAGGAAAAUGGGUUAAGACUUUUCA
Molecule: messenger RNA, 2326 nt
Organism: Salvia hispanica
Lineage: Eukaryota; Viridiplantae; Streptophyta; Magnoliopsida; Lamiales; Lamiaceae
Product: Protein kinase superfamily protein
Biological process (GO): protein phosphorylation
Molecular function (GO): protein kinase activity; ATP binding
Source: RefSeq, a predicted model, not a curated record